Messenger RNA from Phytophthora infestans T30-4, 477 nucleotides. RefSeq lists its product as uncharacterized. Bases 1 to 477 code for a protein of 158 amino acids. The transcript has 3 exons. NCBI's taxonomy places the organism in Eukaryota, Oomycota, Peronosporomycetes, Peronosporales, Peronosporaceae. The record is from RefSeq and is a predicted model, not a curated record.
AUGGAGUUUUUAGCUUCAAAGAUACUUCCGUUUGAUGUGCGCACCACUGUCACACAAUUCUGGCGCUGUAUGGCUCAACCGCAUCUUAAACUUCGAGAAGGCCACUACUCGUUAAUCGACGGGACGGAAGAUACGUUGUCGGCCAAGAUGGCAUUCACAGUGCAAUAUCAACAACAUCAAGUGCAAAAAGACGCCUGGUUCGCAGUAAAACGUUUUAUUGAAGAAGACAGGUGUAUCUUUGUGUGGGCCUGUGAAACGAACGUUAAAGGCACUCUCAGCAGAGCUCAGAGUAUGCAUCAUCACGACACGGGAUGGACGUCUAUCGAACUGCGGACUGAACUACCUGAGGUGAUGCCACGCAGCCAAGAGGAACUCAUGCUCCUCACGGAUAUUGUGACUAGCUCGUUCCUGGAGAACCUUGAUGGCAUCCACCAGUCUGUAGAGGACGCGCUUAUCGAAGAUGCCAUGAGAAAGUAA